Molecule: messenger RNA, 3280 nt
Organism: Parathielavia appendiculata
Lineage: Eukaryota; Fungi; Ascomycota; Sordariomycetes; Sordariales; Chaetomiaceae
Exons: 4
Coding region: 267-2831 (854 amino acids)
Source: RefSeq, a predicted model, not a curated record
GUUUUGGCGAACGCACCUUCUCUCCCCAUCAGGGCCAAGCGUUCGACGCGCAGAUACCAAACACAUCAUCAAGCGCAAGAAGAGUGCAACGGACUGCGUAGUCCACAGUCUGCGUCCUCCGCUUGCGAUGAGUGCUGUCAGAAGCGCCAUAACCCACCACUAGUAUUCCAUGAAAUCGUGGCCGUCUCAACUAUCGACGGCCGUCCCGACAACGAAUCGCACAAUACCCCGAGAAGGCCACGCGCUUCCAGCGGUCACUAUCAGAGAUGGACACCGAUGGUCACUACUUCGUUUUUGAGAACCGUCUCGCCUCAUUCUGCGGUCCCCAGCAAGUAUCGAAGGGCCGGGCUUCAACCGCAGCGUCGCGUGCGCCGAAGGCCCUCCACUGGCCGCACAAGAAAUUGUCUCCGUUCGCCCUUGCGAAAGCCGGAUUUUACUUCGAACCCCAUCCAAAGAGCCCCGACAAUGUGGUUUGCUUUCUGUGCAACAAGUCUCUCGACGGGUGGGAGGAGCACGAUGACGCGGUCGAGGAGCACUUACGACACUCGCCAACGUGCGGUUGGGCGAUCAUGGCGGCAAUCGAAGCUGGCUUCGGUAACUACAGGAAGGUACACCCUCUCGAUCCAGCCAUGAUCGAGGCCCGGAAGGCGACCUUCGCGGGAAGGUGGCCGUACGAGUCGAAGAAGGGCUUCAAAUGCAAAACCAAGAAGCUGGUCGAGGGUGGCUGGAAAUACACUCCCUCGCUCGACGCUGACGACAUGACAACGUGUGCUUACUGCAGCCUUGCUCUUGAGGGUUGGGAAUCCGACGACAGUCCAUUUGACGAGCACUACCGACGUGAACCUGGCUGCGCUUUCUUUGCGCUGAUCAACCAGUACCCGGCGCCGAAGAAGGGGAGAGCCAAGGCGGCUAGAACCUCCAAGGCUUCUCGACUUUCAGUGCAGUCGGUUGCUACUAUCGCCACAGCCGCAUCAGAUCUUGCAUCGGCCGCUGAUAUCACCGCCGACCACGACGACAGUGUUAUGUCCACUGUGUCCGCCAUGGCCCAAGGGGGAAAGAAAUCGACAAGGGGACGGAAAGCAACCACAGGCAAAGAACGGAAGACGAAAGCAAAGAAAGAGGAGGCGAUUGAAAUUCUCGAGGGUGAACCCCAGUUGCAGGAGGCUUCCAAACAAGCCGCUGGGAGAGGACGGAAGCGUCCAAGUGACGCCAUAGGAGAUGCUUUGGCCGCCGAUGCUGAGGCUCCAGCUCCGAAGAAACGCGCCACGCGUGUCAGGCCAAGCACGGCUAUCGACAGCGCGUCGAUACCUGACGCCGACAUGGUUGAUAUUCCCGUAAAACCGUCCGCCGGCAAGAAGGGCCGCGCAUCCACCACAAAAAGAGCCCGAAAGGUCUCCGGGGCCUCCGUCAAAUCUCAGGCUUCCACCGCUUCGUUACGUGCCGCCAUCCCCCACGACGACGAGAUCGACCGGCAACUUGAAGCCGACCUGGAACGAUACCACAGCGAUGCCGAAGAGAUGGCUGUCGAAGAGGCCCAUGCUCCAGCCAGGGGACGCCUAAAGAAGGCAGCCACCGCACGCAAAACGAGCGGCCAAAAGCAAACGACGCAAAGCGAGGUCUACGCCAUGUUCGAUCCAACGCCCAUGGUCCCAGAUGAAGCCGAAAUCGAGGCCGACCUCGAAGCGUUGCGGGCCGAGAUGGACGUGGAGCGGCCUGCGCAUGCAGAAACCCUGGUGGUCCCAAAGAAAGGGCGAAAGGCUGGGACUCGCAAAGCAUCGAAACAAACGAAGAAAGUCAAGGACGCAGCAGCUCCGGCUGGUCUGGUGGAGGAGGAGGCGCCCGUUCUCGAGUCAGCUCAGGAUCCUGUCGAUGAGAUCGGACAGCCACAGAAAGAGGCAGAACCGGAUGCGGAGCCGGAGCAAGCAGAUAAUUCUGACGCGAGCACCGGGAUCGUGGUCACGAAGCCUGUGAAGCGGGGCAGAGGACGGCCGCCGAAAAGGUCAACAGCUUCACAUGCCUCUGUCGAGCAAGAAGAUCGACAGUCCAUUGGCGAGCAUCUCCAGAAGGAGCAGCCGGAGGAGCCUCCCGCUCGUGAAUCCCUCACUAAGAAGAGCGCGACGGAGAAGAUCCCCAGGAAACCAGUCGCCCCAGCUUCUCAGGUCCUCGCACAUACUCAGCUUCCAGUUCCAUGCCCACCGGCAGCAACACCCACCAGGACCGAAAGGGCACUUCCUGUUACGCAUUCCUCAGCGAGCCGCCUCCCCCAACCUCUGUCAACGCCACGGACUCGCCCCACGCCGUUCACGCACCGGGCAAACCAACCCGUCAUCUCCUCGGCCCACUCCCCGCAGUCCUCCGACGCCGAACACCGGCCCCCAUCCCUCCAGCCCGCAGCAAACCUCAUCGCCAAGCGCGUCGUCCUCGGGCACGUCUCGCAGCCGCAGACCCAGACCCAGACCCCACAACGAAACCUCAACUCACCACCCAAACGCAGCAACAACAACAACAACAUCACCGGCCUGCACAGCCACACCCCCUGGCAGCCGGCGGAUCUAGACAUGCUCUUUUCUUCGUCCCCGGCCAAGGGCCACCACGACGACGGUGAUGAUAAUGAUGGUGAGAGAGACAAGGAGAACGCCGUCGCGAGACUGCUGCGCAAGGGCGCCGAGCUGACGAGUCCCGAGCGGCGCAUGACGGUCGAGGAGUGGAUCUAUCAUAACGCAGGUCUGGCGGAGCAGAAGCUCAAGGCCGAGUGUGAGGCGAUGGUGUCGGCUUUUGAGAGGGAGGGGUUGAGGGCCAUUAGGGUUUUGGAGGGGCUUGUUGUGGAUUGAAGAGUUUUUCUGUUUUGUUGGGGGGUGUGUUGCUGUUGUUAUUGUUUAUGACAGAGGUACAUGGCACGCAGGCAGGCAGGCAGGCAUGGGCGGAAAGAACGCGUAUUUGACAGAGGAUUGAACUUAGAGUGUUGGUUUAGGCUUGUCUGGGGCUGGGUAGGUGCUUUAUUCAACGCUUGCAGCCGUAUCCUUUCCUGACUUUUGUUGCCUUGGGAUAGCAUGUCCGGUUGACAAUCGAGCUCCUGUGCCCUGUUGCUAGACGCCGGUUUUGUGGUGUUGCGGUCAUUGGGAGACCGCAAGAGUUGUAUCUUGCUGUGCAGGUUCCAUGCGUUCGUUAUUCUCUAGACAUGCGCAAAACCUGGAGCCUGAUGGACGCAUCAAGUCAACGUCAUCGGAAGAGUAGGCCUACUUCAGACAUUGCAGUGAAUUUAGUUUAGAAAAGACCUUAG